Ctenopharyngodon idella (grass carp) is the source of this 1091-nucleotide messenger RNA. Its product is annotated as histone H2A-like. The record is from RefSeq and is a predicted model, not a curated record. Lineage: Eukaryota; Metazoa; Chordata; Actinopteri; Cypriniformes; Xenocyprididae. The transcript has a single exon. Gene Ontology annotation, molecular function: protein heterodimerization activity; structural constituent of chromatin; DNA binding. Gene Ontology annotation, cellular component: nucleosome. Bases 66 to 452 code for a protein of 128 amino acids.
UGUGCCGUCAAAAAGUACUUACUUUUACGGCAGUCAGCUAAAGCUACAGACGCGAAUACUUCAAAAUGAGUGGAAGAGGCAAAACGGGUGGUAAAGCCAGAGCCAAGGCUAAGACUCGCUCAUCCAGGGCAGGUUUGCAGUUCCCCGUCGGCCGUGUUCACAGGCUUCUGCGCAAAGGCAAUUACGCCGAGCGCGUCGGUGCUGGUGCUCCUGUUUAUCUGGCGGCUGUGCUCGAGUAUCUUACCGCUGAGAUCCUGGAGUUGGCUGGAAAUGCCGCUCGGGACAACAAGAAGACCCGCAUCAUCCCCCGUCAUCUGCAGCUGGCGGUGCGCAACGACGAAGAGUUGAACAAACUUCUGGGCGGAGUGACCAUCGCUCAGGGCGGCGUGCUGCCCAACAUCCAGGCUGUGCUGCUGCCCAAGAAAACCGACAAGCCGGCCAAGGCCAAGUAAAUGAAUUGCGGUUUGAUAACUACCCAAAACACCCAAAGGCUCUUUUCAGAGCCACCUAUUUUCUCCUUUACAAGAGCGAGUUGAAUGAUCUGAUAGUCUUUAACACGUUGACGCAGUAUUCCGUCUGCGUGCCCAUCAGUGUGGUGAAAUUCUCAUCCUUAAUUUUGAGGCUAAGCAUUUUAACAACCCAGACAAAAUAAAAGUGCAUUGUAGAAUUUGUCAGGGGGUGUAUGCCAAAUUCCAGAAGUGCUCAUCCCCACAGUCGUGUACAGAGGGGAAAAUGCUUUAUUUUGAAGGCAAUAAACAGGUUUUUCUACCAUAUAAAAUACAGUAAUGUAUACAAAACUAUCAAAUAUAUUAUGUAAAUGACUUAUUUAAAAAAAAAAAAAAAAAAGCUGAAUAAAUAUAAAAUCUAUAAUGAAUGUAGUGGUCCCCUGGAAGUUGUGUCACUGGUGUUACCAUUUAACAAAAAUCUCUUAUUUUGAAAUAAAAAAUCACACUGAUGACAUCACUUGACUUCCUUUUUCUUAUUUCUUGAAGAUCUAUGAAGAAAGGCCAAUGGAAAGUCCACUGUCUCUUUUCAGUUAUCAGAAAUUUUAAUUAGAAAAUCAUAAUUUCGUAUGAAGCUUCUAGCUGAAC